GCUGCUGCUGUGUCCAGACCUAAGACGCAGCCAAGCAUAAUUCUGGGAAAUCACUGCCUGCUUAACAGCCUCCCUCCUGCUGCUACCAGUCCCCGAUCGCUGGACGAUGAAGGGCACUUCGAUCGCGUCUGUCUUGCUGCUGGCACUGGUGGGGCUCUGGAAUGUGGAAAACCGCGUCGAAGGACAACCCAAAGCAUUUGUGAAGUGCAAAAAAUUAUGCACUGAAUUUUCACGAAAAGAAAUACCCCAGAAACUGUUGAAGACCUAUAGGAAGACAGAACCAUCAUGUCCCAAAGCCGCUAUCAUAUUUGUCACUAAGAAGAAUAGAAAGUUCUGUGUAGAUCCAGAGGAGAACUGGGUGAAGGAAGCAGUCCGACAGCUAAACCAAGCCCCUCUGAAUCCGCCACUUUCAAGCACCGUCACUUCUGCAGUUGUGCAAGAAGGGGCAGGCGUUUUUCACAGAGUAGUUGGCGAUGCUGGCUCUAAACCAACACAGCCCAGUGUUCCGGCCAAUCCCAUUCAUGGGGCUGGCACACCGGUUUCACACGUAUCUGUUGUGAGGACGGAGGAGCCCAACGUAUCCAUAUUGACUGUGCAAGAGACCAAGAAGUCUUCUACAAAAUCCUUCUCUGCAUUACCAGAGACUGUUACUCCAUCUACUAUCCACCCUGAGCUUGUUGCCAACGGCAGCGAAGUUUCCAUAAGAUCUGUUACAACGCCAGCAGCUGACAUACCAGAGAGCACUUCCAGCAGAUUUCAUUCAGUUCCCACCCCUGUCAUGAAAAGCUCUGAGAGUUUCGUAGAAUCUAGAAACAAGUCCACAGGAUCUACUAUCAGUCCAACAACUGAUAUACCUGGCACAGCUCCCAGCAGAUUGAAUUCAGAUCCCACCACUGUUAUCAAAGGGUCUGAGAGUCCCAUACAACCUACAUACAGCUCUGUAGGCUCUGCUAGAAAUCAAACAGCUGGUGGACUUGCCAGUGCUCCCAGUAGAUUUAUUUCAGAUGCGCCAUCCAUUGUAAAUGGCCCUGAGAUUGCCAAGUUGUCACCUACGUUCCUGACACCGUCUCUACUAGAAUCUGUUCCCAGCAAGCCUGUUAUAGGCCUUACAUCUAUAGGGCAAGUGACUGAGAACUCUACCAUAAAACCCACAUCUGUUCUAAAAGGAAGUGAUGCCACCAAGGGAUCCACUCCACACCCCACAUCUCCUGGAGGAGAAAGUGGUUCUGUCAGUCCCAACAGUGGUGAUGAAAGAGAUGCUGUUAGUGACUCUACGGCUGAUGCUCGCACAGGUAGCUCCUUAUCUCCUUUAGGAAAGAAAGAUCCUCCUCCUUGCUCUUUUCCUGAAUCCAUUUCAUCUAUAGAAAUGUCAGUCCUUUCCGUCAAAAGCUUCCCACUUCAGAACAGAGCAAAGGGGCCUUCAGAUGGUCCCUUGGUGUCCAGCAUUUUGCCUGCAUCCCGAACCCACAUCCUCAGCCUUGCUUUGCUGGCAAGCAUUCUGGGUAUUUGCAGUGCCGCUGUAUGGAUGUAUGUAAAGGCUAAAGUCUGCCCUGAAGACUCAGCUAAAGAAACGGUACAAGGCUUGCUCUUUAAUCAGCUGGGCUCUCGAACUAAUGAAUACGCUAUGGAAGCCAUCUGAAUCCUUCAUGGCAUGGACUUGGGUUGCUACUGCUAAUAGGUGGACUCUAGGAUGUUUCUCUAACAGGGAGCAGGGAGGCUAAACCUGGCAUUAAUCAGCUUUAUACCGGACUAAGCCAAAAAACAAUGCAAGGCAAAUGGGCCAAGGUAGAGAGACACUAAGGAAACUCACAGCUUCUGAGUGGAAUGCCAAAAAAUACCCAGGGAGCCAAGGGCGACGUUUUAGGAACGAGUUGCUUGUCUUUUGUCUUGCAUCAUUAUAUGCAAAGGUAACAGCAGUUAUAGAGCAGCUCAGCUGCUGUUUGCCAGUCGGUGCCAAAGGCAUGUUUUUGAACUGGUACUGGAAUAGUUCCAUUCCGGCACCAUCCAGCUAAAAACCCAACCAAGCUGCUCUCAAGCUGAAUGCCUCGCCACCUCGAGCCUCUCCCUGCCUGAAGCGCGUGGUCCCAAACUUUGCAUUUGUUACCCCUCUGCGGCUUCACUCCUUGCGCUUUGGGUCCCCAUGUGGUGCCAUUCUGUUUCGAUUCUGUUUGCGUGAUGCCUGAGGUGUCAUUCAACUGGUUGCUGGCUUCCAGGGCCAACCAUGUCACUAACUGUUACCAGACCUGACCACUUUGAGUCCAGUUUUCCAAUGGGGCUGCCUAAAGUUAGGCCUCGGAAUCCAGAUUUUGGCAGCUAAACACCCACUGGAAGCAACUGAGAAUCAGCACGUAGUAGGGUGACCAGAUAUCCCGAUUUUACAGGGACAGUCCCAAUAUUUGGGACUUUAUGUUAUAUGGGCUCCUAUUACCCCCCACCCUGUCCCGAUUUUUCACACUUGCUGUCCGGUCACUCUAGCACUUAGUGACCUAAUGCUGAGCACCUGCAACUUGACACCUGUGAAAAAUCAGGCCAUGAUUGGCUAAAACAAGAAUGAAGGUGUCUAACUAAGGAUUCAGGGGACAAACUUUAAGCACCCACACUGAAAAACUGGACUCAUUGCUAAUCAAAUUGCUCCUCCAGUUGUGGUCCCUGGACCGAACCAGUUCCUACCACAAAUGUGAUGUUACAGAACAAAGACAUACUCUUGUAUAUAUAAAAAAGAGCCAUUGUGAUACCUGAAAAGGAAAGAAGCCACCAGACCCCAAACAUCUAGUUAUUUUCCAGUGUGGAGUCUGAUUCUGGAACCAGUGUGGAGUCUGAUUCUGUCUGACAGUUACAAAAGACAAUGAAAGGGUAGUUUCCUUUUAGAGCCCUGAGUAACUAGCGGUAAUACAUUUGGACUUAGGAGCAUAGAAACUACUCUUCAGGAACAGACCAAUGGUCCAUCUAGUCUAGUAUUUUGUCUCUGACAGUGGCCAACGCUGGCUGAUACAGAGGAAGGUGUAACACUCCUACACUAAUGCACCUUUGUAUCGAUCUGUCGCAGGCUUAUAUAUAGCAUCUAUCACCAUAGUAUUAAUGCAUUGUAAAGCUACUAGGGGACAGAUUUUUAUGCAAACGGUUAUUGAUUUUCAUACGUCUAGACAUUACAGAAUCUAAGUCCUAUGGGUCAAAUCCUGAAGGUCCCUUACUCAAUUUUUAUUGUCCUCACUCAGGACAAAUUUCCAUUGACCCCAGUAGGACUUUUGCCUGGGUAAGAAAUCGUCAGGAUAUGGGCCACUGUAGCUACACACGCACAUAUAUAGAUACAAAACGAAUCCAGUGCUGCACUUAUUGACUUUAAUGUGACCAGGACUGGACUUCCAGAAUAUAAAUGUGCGUGCAGAAAACAUAUUAAACGUAUAACAAAAGCUAAGACACAUAAAAUGCAGCUGCUUUAUCUGAUUAAUACACUAAGUACAUACAAACAGUAGAACAAGCUAACCACAGCUGAUUCUGUACUUAACCUCUGGGAAAGAAAAGCUAGACAAGGCAUAGGUGCUGAGGUUACCCCAGUUGGGAACCAGCAGACACGCGUGUAGAGGGACUCUGACCCAGAAGCUGGACUGAUGGGUUUCAUCCCAACAAUAUUUGGUUUUGCUUGAGAGCCAGUUCCCUUCCCCUUGGGUGUUGGUUUUGUAGAGGGGGCUGGAGGUAACGUGGUACGAGGGAUUCCGAGUGUGAUCGGAUACAGUGUAUACUUGAGUUUUAUGUGUGAAAUUCAGCCCUGUGCAGAGGGCCGGCACCCAAUGACUAAUGCAUUACUUUAGCCCUAUUUGGAAGUACAUAGGCCUUCAUGCACGGGGGUGAAUUUAGCCCUAUGGGAAUAGGAACCCAUAGGUUGUCAGAAUGAUGUACAAAGGAUAGUCCUUUAAAUACAAAAUUUAGCCUUUUAUUUUUAUAAUACAUAGCUUUAGAAAUGUAAUGCAAAUGCAGAGUGCAGACUACUGAUCUCCUAACCCGUCCCUUGCUAGUGAACGUUAGCAAUGCCUGGGACUGACGGAUGCCUUCAGUACAAAACUGUGUCCUCCUGGUGUUCUAGCAAUGAUCAUGGACUUCAUCACAGCAUAGCUGGAGUGAGAUGCUGCAGGAAGGAGGACUGGUGACUGAGCAGCUAUUGUCUUCCCUCUUCCCACUAAGCCAGUUCUCGACUAAUGACCCAGGAGGCUGUUGAGGGGCGCUUUGAUGUUAGACCUGCAGACCUAAAACUGAGGUCUGGGCCACUGGAAGAGCCCAUGGCACUUUUUGUGAGAGAAAGGGCUUUAGUGCCAGUGUCCCGGCCCAAUGCCGUCUCAGAGUCUGCCCCUUACAUUCCUCCUGCGGCUGUUUAUAUAGGGCUCGAAGGGCUAUUCCUCCUUUCUUGAUCGAAAGGUUAUGGUGCCUUGUGGUGUGUGGUGAGAAGCUGGCUCCUUCCAUUUCAGUGGUGGGGCCCUUUAGAUGUGGGCUGCACAAGGCAGGAGCAACCCUAAUGCCCCUAGCAGCAGGGCAGUUGUGGAGCAGGGGGAGCAUGUUUUCCCUCCAGCACCGUGCCCCAGCCACUUGGCCAUGCCCCCUUAUCCAGUCCACACUCAGCCAGACAGAGCUGAUUGCCCCUGGCUGUGCUGAGGGUCAUUUUUACGCUCAGGGCUGCAAGCAUCCAUAUGGUGUAGGAUAAGGCAGCUAGGGAGUUCUUGGGGCCGCUACCUGGCCAGUGUGUGGGCGGAACUUUGGAAUUCCUUUCAGCUAAUAACGGGCUAGGAAUUACUUAAACCAUUGCAGUUUCUUAGCAAAUGCCAGCUCACAUUGGGCCCAAUCCGCCGCCACUGGAAUCAGAGGCGAACUUUGCCAUUGACUUUUACUAGUACAGGCUUGGGAUUAUUAUUUCUUUAAAAAAUCCUGCGCACUGGUCAUCUUGGCAGGGUGCGGGAGGACUGACUGUCCAGGGUGGACCUUUGUUAUAUUGGGGUGAUGCGGCUGGGAACAGGGGAUUCCAAUUGCAUUCUCUGUACUACUGAAAGUGUUAUUUAAUGUAAAGCACAAGGUGAAAAGGAUUGGCGCGUGCUAAGAUGUAGUAAUGUGCCUGGUAUAUGUAUCGUAUUCUCUAUUGUAUUUUCGUAAGAAAACACCAAUAAAAUUCGAUGACAAAAGUCAA
Messenger RNA from Mauremys reevesii (Reeves's turtle), 5170 nucleotides. Its product is annotated as fractalkine-like. Gene Ontology annotation, molecular function: chemokine activity; CCR chemokine receptor binding. NCBI's taxonomy places the organism in Eukaryota, Metazoa, Chordata, Testudines, Geoemydidae. Gene Ontology annotation, cellular component: extracellular region. The transcript has 3 exons. Gene Ontology annotation, biological process: monocyte chemotaxis; chemokine-mediated signaling pathway; positive regulation of ERK1 and ERK2 cascade. Bases 107 to 1639 code for a protein of 510 amino acids. The record is from RefSeq and is a predicted model, not a curated record.